This is a messenger RNA of Hibiscus syriacus, 597 nucleotides long. RefSeq names its product cytochrome P450 89A2-like. The transcript has a single exon. Bases 1 to 597 code for a protein of 198 amino acids. The record is from RefSeq and is a predicted model, not a curated record. Gene Ontology annotation, molecular function: heme binding; iron ion binding; oxidoreductase activity, acting on paired donors, with incorporation or reduction of molecular oxygen, NAD(P)H as one donor, and incorporation of one atom of oxygen. Gene Ontology annotation, cellular component: membrane. NCBI's taxonomy places the organism in Eukaryota, Viridiplantae, Streptophyta, Magnoliopsida, Malvales, Malvaceae.
AUGGGAAGAGCUUCGUCGGCUUCGGCGAUAUCAGGAGAAAGUAUUGGUCCCUUUGAUAAGAGCCUGAAAGGCAAUGAGCGAAAAAAACAUGAAAGUGAUGAACAUGGUGUGGAGCCUGUCGUCCCCUACGUCCACACAUUGUUUGAUGUACACCUUAUAGAGGAAAAGAGAAAGCUUGAAGAACAAGAAAUCGUGACAUUGUGCUCUGAGUUCUUCACUGCCGGCACUGAUACUACCUCCACAGCUCUAGAAUUGAUAAUGGCUAAUUUGGUGAAGCACCCACAAAUUCAACACAAGUUAUUCGAGGAAAUCAAAGGAAUUAUCUCAGAAGGAGAAGUGGAGAUUAAGGAUGAACAUUUGGGUAUGACGCCAUAUCUUAGAGCUGUUAUCUUAGAAAGUUUAAGGCUUCAUCCUCCGACCCAUUUCUUAAUCCCACGUUGUGUAACCAAGGAUGUUGUUCUGGGUGGAUUUUUGGUGCCAAAGAACACCGUUGUAAUGUUUGUCGAAUCGGAAAUGGGUCAGAGUCGGGACGUAUGGGAAAAUCCGAUGGAAUUCGACCCCGAUGGAUUCAUGAGCGACAGUGAUGGAAGAAAAUAA